This is a messenger RNA of Striga asiatica, 2209 nucleotides long. NCBI's taxonomy places the organism in Eukaryota, Viridiplantae, Streptophyta, Magnoliopsida, Lamiales, Orobanchaceae. The record is from the annotation of a GenBank genome assembly.
UCCAUUCAAAGAUUGCAUAUUUGGGAAGUAUACAAAGUGGAUGUGAAGGCCCAUACAGUCGACAAGCGUAAAAGCUUUCAGAAUUUCUCCAACACUUUCAGGAAAGCAAAUUCCGAUAGACUGAAAAGCGAGCAGGCAGAUGGCUCUGACGACAAGGCAGCGGCGCUCGUCGCCGAUGGAUCUCCACACGACGUCAUCAUCGUCCCUUUCUCAGUAUUCCAAGCUCGAUAAGCCGGAAAAUCCGACCGCCGAACUAGACCGUGGAUUAGGGUGGUUCCUGCCAUUGGUGUCGCUGGGAAUGCUUCGCUACAUGAGCGCCUCAUCCAACAUAAUACACGACUGCGAUGAGGUCUUCAAUUACUGGGAGCCUCUUCAUUUCCUCCUCUACAAGUCCGGUUUUCAGACCUGGGAAUACAGCUCCCAGUUUGCACUGCGCUCAUAUUUGUAUCUUCUAUUCCACAACAUAGUUGGCUUGCCUGCUUCUUGGUGGUUUGGCGAAGAAAAAGUGAGAGUAUUCUAUGCUGUGAGGAUAUUUCUCGGCACCUUGUCUGUCAUUUCAGAUGCUGCUCUCGUUGUAGCACUUUCUAGGAAAUAUGGGAAACGCCUUGCUUCAUAUACACUUGCAAUGCUAUGCUUGGCCAGUGGUUGUUUCUUUGCUAGCACUAGUCUGUUGCCAAGUUCAUUCUCUAUGUAUGCUAUGUCCCUUUCAUGCGCACUUUCUCUUUUUGAGAAGCCUGCAGCUGCUGUUGCUGUUUCUGCCACUGGAGUCAUUCUGGGUUGGCCAUUCUCAAUCUUGGCAUUUCUUCCUGUAACAGUUUUCUCCUUAGUUAGAAGAUUUAAACAUGCAUUUUUGUCUGGCGUGGUAACAUCUCUUGCUCUUUUGGCACUAUCGAUUGUUGUUGACUACUUCUACUAUGGAAAGUGGACAUCAUCAGUUCUCAAUUUAUUGAUAUAUAAUGUAUCAGGUGGUGGAGAAAGUCAUUUGUAUGGCACUGAAGGCCCACUGUUUUACCUGAAAAAUGGUUUCAAUAAUUUCAACUUUUGUUUCGUCCUUGCUCUCGUUUUCAUUGUAAUCCUGCCAAUUGCAACGAAGAAGUAUCUUCCAGACUUGUUGGUCAUCAUCUCACCCAUCUAUAUCUGGCUAGCUUUCAUGUCUUUGCAGCCACACAAGGAAGAGAGAUUCCUUUAUCCAAUAUAUCCGCUUAUUUGUGUUGCUGCUUCAGCUGUCAUUGAGAGCUUUCCUGAUUUUUUUCGGGACAAAUACAAUCCUAAUGAUGGUUCUAUUCUCGUUGUGAUUGCAAAAGCACUGCGACCUCUGGCUCUUGGACUUAUUUUAUGUGCAUCCCACUCGAGAACAUUUUCAUUGAUCAAUGGUUAUUCAGCUCCAUUGGAGAUUUACAAGCAUUUGGAACACCAUGAUGAUACAGCAGAAGGUGCUGUGUUGUGUGUUGGAAGUGAAUGGCACCGGUACCCAUCAUCUUUUCUUGUUCCUGACUACAUAAAAGAGGUUCGAUGGAUAGACGAUGGCUUCAAAGGUCUUCUCCCAUUCCCAUUCAACUCUACACUGGGUGGAACCUCAGCUGCACCAUCUUAUUUCAACAACAAGAACCAUGCCUCAGACCAACAAUAUCUCCAAGAUCUCAAUCAGUGCACUUUUCUUGUUGAAUUGCAUUUACAAAGACCUUAUCUUCCUCGAGGGAGUGACCUGGAAACAUGGGAGGCCGUGGCAGCAUUACCUUAUCUAGAUCGAGAGCUGUCACCACCCAUGUUCCGGUCAUUCUUUAUUCCAUACCUCUGGCAGCAAAAGAAUGUAUUUGGCUUAUACAAACUACUCAAAAAAGUUCCUAAAUCAUGAUCCUGACUUGCGACAGAGACUCGUAUGUAGCAACAAUUGCGGUCUGAAAUUAGUAGGAACCCUCACUUAAAUUUUUUUUGUUGUCAUCUAUAAAUGCCACAAGGAACUCACUGUUUAGAUGCUUAAAUGCCGCACGGAACUCGCUGUUUAGAUGUUAAUCACUGAGUGUUGGUAGGCUGCUCUCAUCCCUGACUCAGUUUUGCAAAACAUGAAGUUAGUGGUCUAACUAUGUUUUCUUGUAGAUUUUGUGUAACUUUUGUACCCGUGGUUAUUGGUUACAUAAAUUAUUACAUGCUAUUUCUUUCUUUUGGGUUUUGAUAAUAUCCAUUUUCUUUUAAACGGACUUUCCACAAG